AUGGCUACCAAAAUUUACAUCGACGAGGACGUCGGCAAGGACGAGUCCGCCAACGGCUCGGAAACCGCCCCCUACAAGACUCUCGUCCACGCCUACCUCGAACACCCCCCCACCACCGAAGGCAUCGAGUACCUCACGCGCAAGUCCCAGACCGACGCAGCCGGUGAGGAUGUCGACCCCGCGGCCAAGCUGGAGUGGAAGCCUGCGACCAAGUCGGCCAUGAAGAAGGCCAACAACCUCUGGGAGCAGCGCAAGAAGAAGGCCGCUAAGGAACAUGAGUUGGCUAUCCGCGAGAAGGCCGAGGCCGACAAGCGCCAGAAGGUCCUUGAAGAUGCCAAGAAGGUCGUCAUUAAGGAAGAUACCUCGCUCGAAAAGCCGGUGCGCAUUCGUCUGAACAACACCGACCCGGCCGUCGUCAAGCUGGGCUCGCCCGAGUCUGAAAAGGGCACCCGCGUGCGCGUUCUGGGCCGUGUCCACCGUGCGCGCGCCCAGAAAGAUGUCGUUUUCAUCACUCUGACUGACGGUUACGGAUACCUCCAGUGUAUCCUGACCGGCGACAUGGUCAAGACUUACGAUAUCAUGACCCUCACCCUGGAGACCUCCAUGUCUAUUCACGGUGAGAUGCGCUCCGUGCCCCCCAAGCAGCACGCUCCCAACGACCGCGAGCUGCACGCCGACUUCUUCGAGAUCAUCGGUCGCGCCGCUGGCGACAAGGAGGCUAUCACCACCCGUGUGGCGCCGGACGCUGACCCGCAGACUCUGUACGACAACCGUCACCUCGUCUUGCGUGCUAUGGUGCAGACCCAGGUCGAGGGUGGCAGCACUCUCUUCGGAUUCGACUACUACGGCGAGAACGCCUACCUGACACAGUCAUCCCAGCUGUACCUGGAGACAUGUCUCCCCUCGCUGGGUGAUGUGUACUGUGUGUGCCCGUCAUUCCGCGCGGAGAAGUCGCUGACCCGUCGCCACUUGUCCGAGUACACUCACAUCGAAGCCGAGUUGGACUUCAUCACUUUCACUGAUUUGCUUGACCACCUCGAGGAGAUGAUCUGCAGCGUCAUUGAUUCGAUUCUCGCUGAGCCCGAGAUCGCUGGCUACAUCAAGCAGCUCAACCCCGAUUUCAAGAAGCCCUCGCGCCCCUUCCGCCGCAUGAAGUACGACGAUGCUAUCCAGUGGUUGAUCGAGCACGAGAUCCCCAACGAGGAGGGCCAGCCCCACCAGUUCGGUGACGACAUCGCCGAGGCUGCUGAGCGCCGCAUGACCGAUAUCAUCAACGAGCCCAUUUUCCUUACCCACUUCCCUGCUGAGAUCAAGGCCUUCUACAUGAAGAAGGCUCCCGAGGACCGCCGUGUCACCGAGAGUGUCGAUGUGCUCAUGCCCGGUGUCGGUGAGAUCGUCGGUGGAAGUAUGAGAAUGGACGACUGGGAUGAGUUGAUGAGCGCCUACAAGCACGAGGGCAUGGAUCCUUCUCCCUACUACUGGUACACUGACCAGCGCAAGUACGGCACAUCUCCCCACGGUGGUUACGGACUCGGUCUCGAGCGUUUCCUCGCUUGGCUGUGCGCUCGUUACACCGUCCGCGACUGCUCUCUGUACCCUCGGUACACUGGCCGUUGCACUCCUUAA
Penicillium brevicompactum is the source of this 1626-nucleotide messenger RNA. Its product is annotated as asparagine--tRNA ligase DED81. Gene Ontology annotation, molecular function: nucleic acid binding; ATP binding; asparagine-tRNA ligase activity. Gene Ontology annotation, biological process: asparaginyl-tRNA aminoacylation. NCBI's taxonomy places the organism in Eukaryota, Fungi, Ascomycota, Eurotiomycetes, Eurotiales, Aspergillaceae. The transcript is spliced from 3 exons. Gene Ontology annotation, cellular component: cytoplasm. The record is from RefSeq and is a predicted model, not a curated record. Bases 1 to 1626 code for a protein of 541 amino acids.